GCUUCCCCAUAGAGAACACUUCCCUUGACUUUCCCCUAAAAAUUUGUGGGAAAAAUAACUUUGUUCAAAGAGUGUGUCUAUGUUAGCAUUUCUUUUCCAACACAAGAAACGCUGAUGUAGAACUUUUUUUCGGAAUGGGAACCACUUCCCCAAAAUUAUUAGAGGGAGAUUGUUUUCAUUUCUCUCAGCAAGCGGCGUACCUCCGCCGUCGGCUUAGAGAUACCUCUUCUCAAAUCAUCAAUUGGCAUGCCCUUCGACACUAGCCAGUAGCCACACUAGCAACGUUGUCUCUUCUCUCUCGCCGAGCAGCAGCCAUGGAGAGGGAGAAGACCAUCAAGAAAUCUUCUGCUAUUUCUUUGCAACAGUUCGUAUCAAUCAUGGCUCCCUUAAUCGAUAUGGAAAAGGAAGCCGAAAUAUCAGCUUCUGUCAUUUCAGGCUCAUCGAGAAGUCUAGAUGCUGCUCAAAAGAAGGGCUCCACCAUUCUUAAUCUGAAGUGUGUUGACGUCCAGACAGGGUUAAUGGGGAAGACUCUUCUGGAGUUUCAAUCUACUAAGGGAGAUGUUCUUCCUGCUCACAAGUUUGGAACUCAUGAUGUAGUUAUUCUAAGACCAAACAAGUCUGAUUUAGGGUCUCCUUCCCUUGGACAAGGUGUGGUUUAUCGCCUAAAGGACUCGUCUAUCACUGUUGCUUUUGAUGAUAUUCCAGAAGAGGGUUUAAACAACCCUCUACGUCUUGAGAAAGUUGCAAAUGAGGUAACGUAUCGUAAGAUGAAGGAUGCCUUAAUACAAUUGAGCAAAGGCAUUCAAAAGGGACCUGCAGCUGAUCUAAUUCCUGUAUUAUUUGGAGAGAAUCCACCUUCUGUGUCAAAGAAGGCUGUCUCAUUCACUCCAUUCAACUCCAACCUUGAUCACUCUCAGAAAGAUGCCAUUUCAAAGGCCCUCUCAUCCAAGGAUGCAUUUCUGCUGCAUGGGCCUCCAGGAACUGGAAAGACUACAACAGUGGUGGAAAUUAUCUUACAAGAAGUGAAACGUGGAUCAAAGAUUCUUGCCUGUGCUGCUUCCAAUAUUGCUGUUGAUAACAUUGUUGAGCGACUUGUGUGUCAUAGAGUAAAGUUGGUCAGAUUGGGGCAUCCUGCACGCUUACUACCUCAAGUUUUGGACAGUGCACUUGAUGCACAGGUUUUACGAGGGGAUAACAGUUCACUUGCAAAUGACAUUCGCAAGGAAAUGAAGGCUCUGAAUGGGAAGCUAUUGAAAACCAAAGAUAAAAAUGCAAAGAGGGACAUUAGGAAGGAGCUUAGAACUCUUUCCAAGGAAGAGAGGAAAAGGCAGCAGCUAGCGGUGACAGAUGUAAUAAAAAAUGCAGAUGUGGUAUUGACAACUUUAACCGGUGCAUCCUCUCAGAAGCUUGAGAAUACCUCAUUUGAUCUGGUUAUUAUUGAUGAAGCUGCCCAGGCACUAGAGAUAGCAUGCUGGAUUGCUUUGCUAAAGGGAUCAAGAUGUAUUCUGGCAGGGGACCAUCUUCAGCUUCCCCCAACUGUACAGAGUGUUGAAGCAGAGAAGAAAGGCCUAGGCAGGACCCUUUUUGAACGCCUUGCAGGCCUGCAUGGAGACGAAGUCACAUCUAUGCUCACUGUCCAGUACCGCAUGCAUGAGCGUAUAAUGGGCUGGUCAUCCAAAGAGCUAUAUGAUAGUAAGAUAAAAGCCCAUCCAAGUGUUGCUGGACAUAUGCUAUAUGAUCUCGAGGAUGUAAAGAGGACGUCUUCAACAGAACCAACACUUGUUCUUGUAGACAUAGCUGGGUGUGACAUGGAAGAAAAAAAAGAUGAGGAAGACAGCACAAUGAAUGAGGGUGAAGCUGAGGUUGCUAUAGCCCAUGCAAAAAGGCUUGUUCAGAGUGGGGUCCGUCCAUCUGAUAUUGGCAUAAUCACCCCUUAUGCUGCUCAGGUUGUCUUGCUAAGGAUUCUGAGAAGCAAAGAUGACAAACUAAAAGAGGUGGAAAUCUCUACUGUUGAUGGCUUCCAAGGUCGGGAAAAAGAAGCCAUUAUCAUUUCCAUGGUCCGGUCAAACUCAAAGAAAGAGGUGGGAUUUCUUAGUGACCGCAGGCGAAUGAAUGUGGCUGUGACGCGUGCAAGGAGACAGUGUUGUCUUAUCUGUGACACAGAGACUGUGAGCAGUGAUAGGUUCUUGAAGCGAUUGAUUGAGUAUUUUGAGGAACAUGGUGAGUAUUUGAGUGCAUCAGAGUAUGGGAAUGAAUGAGCCUCCAGUGUGAGACCAUAACCACAACACAGAACUCACCAUCUGACUGCCGAUGAUGGAGGCCCCUUGCUUGUAAAGCAGGCGUUUGGAUUGGUGGAUAUUGGGCAUCUUUUUCCUCAUGAAAAUACAGAAUUGAAGAUACCUGGAUGAACCUAUAGAACAAUGCCAGGGCAUCUAUAGAAUAUGAUCAAACUUUUUAGCAGGAACUAUGAUUAACACUGCCCUCAUUUGUCCACAAGUUCUUCCUGUAAUUCUUUCUCAUAUGACUUUGGGAAAAAAAAGGGAAGGUUGGCCUUGUUAACUGCUCAUGUCAGCAGUGUAAUCAUAUUUAUUUUUGGGGGAAUGAAUCAUUGGUGCAGCUUGCUUCCAUGUAUCAUUUUUUAUUGAGAGUUCAAAAUACUGAUCAUCACUUUUCCGUUCAA
Molecule: messenger RNA, 2680 nt
Organism: Macadamia integrifolia
Lineage: Eukaryota; Viridiplantae; Streptophyta; Magnoliopsida; Proteales; Proteaceae
Product: DNA-binding protein SMUBP-2
Exons: 15
Coding region: 315-2258 (647 amino acids)
Molecular function (GO): 5'-3' DNA helicase activity; DNA binding; RNA binding
Source: RefSeq, a predicted model, not a curated record